ACCCCUUGCCCCUCCUCUAUAAAUACCGCCACUCGCUACACCAUAGCGUAUCACUCCCAUCACUCCAUCUCAUCCUUCACAAAGCCACUAGCAGCUAGCAACUCAACCACACCUCGACCAUGGCAAUGGCCGCCGCCGCCGCCGCCUCGUCCUCGUGCACGGACGCCACGUGGUGGGCGUACGCGCUGCCGGCUCUCCUCGGCGCGGACACCCUAUGCGCGCACCCGGCCUUCCUCGCCGGCGCGCUCCUCCUGGCCACCGUCUCGGCGGCGCUGCUUGCGUGGGCCUCGUCGCCGGGCGGUCCGGCGUGGGCUUACGGCCGCGGCCACCUCGGCGCGAAGCCUAUCAGGGGUCCCCGCGGUCUGCCCGUGUUCGGCAGCAUCUUCGCGCUGUACCGCGGGUUGCCGCACCGCGCGCUCGCCGCCAUGGCGCGCGCUGCUGGGGCGAGGGAUCUCAUGGCGUUCUCCAUCGGGGACACUCCCGCCGUGGUGUCGUCCUGCCCAGCCACGGCGCGGGAGGUGCUCGCGCACCCGGCGUUCGCGGACCGCCCCGUGAAGCGGUCCGCGCGGGAGCUCAUGUUUGUGCGCGCCAUCGGGUUCGCGCCCAGCGGCGACUACUGGCGCCUCCUCCGCCGCAUCGCCUCCACGCACCUCUUCGCCCCGCGCCGCGUGGCCGCGCACGAGCCCGGACGCCAGGCCGACGCCGACACCAUGCUCCGCGCCAUCGCAGCCGAGCAGUCCGCAUCCGGCGCCGUCGUCCUCCGCCCGCACCUCCAGGCUGCUGCGCUCAACAACAUCAUGGGCAGCGUCUUCGGCAGGCGCUACGACAUCACCUCGAGAGCCGGCGCCGCCGAGGCUGAGCGGCUCAAGAACAUGGUGCGCGAGGGGUUCGAGCUCCUCGGCGCGUUCAACUGGUCCGAUCACCUCCCCUGGCUCGCCCACCUCUACGACCCGGGCAACGUCGCCCGUCGCUGCGCCGCGCUCGUGCCGCACGUCCAGGCCUUCGUCCGCGGCGUCAUCGACGAGCACCGUCGCCGCCGCGAGAACUCCACUGCCCCUGACGAUAACGCUGACUUCGUUGAUGUUCUGCUGUCCCUCGAGGGCGACGAGAAGCUCGGCGAGGACGACAUGGUCGCCGUCCUCUGGGAGAUGAUCUUCCGCGGGACGGACACGACGGCGCUUCUGACCGAGUGGUGCAUGGCGGAGCUGGUGCGCCACCCUGCGGUGCAGGCGAAGCUGCGCGCCGAGGUGGACGCGACGAUCGGGGCGGGCGGGUGCCCCACCGACGCCGACGUGGCGCGCAUGCCGUACCUUCAGGCGGUGGUGAAGGAGACGCUGCGAGCGCACCCGCCGGGCCCCCUGCUGAGCUGGGCGCGCCUCGCCACCGCCGACGUGCCGCUGUCCAACGGCAAGGUGGUCCCCGCCGGCACCACGGUGAUGGUGAACAUGUGGGCCAUCACCCACGACGGCGCCGUGUGGGCGGACCCGGAGGCGUUCACGCCAGAGCGGUUCCUGCCGUCGGAGGGCGGUGCUGACGUGGACGUCCGCGGCGGGGACCUCCGCCUCGCGCCUUUCGGCGCCGGGCGCCGCGUCUGCCCCGGCAAGAACCUGGGCCUCGCCACUGUCAGCCUCUGGGUCGCCCGCCUCGUGCACGCCUUCGAGUGGGCCCUGCCGGACGGCGCGCCUCCCGUCUGCCUCGACGAGGUCCUCAAGCUCUCACUGGAGAUGAAGACGCCCCUCGCCGCCGCGGCCGUCCCCCGCGCCGCCGCCUGAUCGCGCCGACGCGCGACAAUUAUAACCGACGCUGUGUCACGUCACGUGUGGUUUGUACGGGGCUAUGGGUUUCUAUCUCUGUGGUUGUAGCUAAGCUUGUUUCGUUCCCUCGUGCCUAGCUAGGGUUUGAUUGCUGUCUCACUCUCACCGGGGCUCCAAUUUUGGCAAUGUGCGUGUUAGGAGUUAACCCCUAUAUGUUUGCCUGAUUAGUGUGUGACGUCAUGGAAGUAGUGUGCUUAAUUCGGCACUGUUUUGGCUCGGCCUCUCUCGUGUUAUGUUUAAUUAUUGUAAUGUAAUGAUCAAGAACGCUAGGUUGCUGUUUAAUUAUUAAUAUAUCGAAA
Phragmites australis (common reed) is the source of this 2113-nucleotide messenger RNA. Its product is annotated as cytochrome P450 78A11-like. NCBI's taxonomy places the organism in Eukaryota, Viridiplantae, Streptophyta, Magnoliopsida, Poales, Poaceae. The transcript has 2 exons. Gene Ontology annotation, molecular function: monooxygenase activity; iron ion binding; oxidoreductase activity, acting on paired donors, with incorporation or reduction of molecular oxygen. The record is from RefSeq and is a predicted model, not a curated record. Bases 120 to 1772 code for a protein of 550 amino acids.